This is a messenger RNA of Linum tenue, 411 nucleotides long. The record is from the annotation of a GenBank genome assembly. NCBI's taxonomy places the organism in Eukaryota, Viridiplantae, Streptophyta, Magnoliopsida, Malpighiales, Linaceae.
AGCAGUUCAAGUCGAGUGCAGGGAAGUUCUGAGAAACUCAUUGGGAAGCGUUACUUUGAUCUGCAUUAUAAUUUUCGAGAGAUAUCCACACUGGCAGCUGAGAGCGACAGAAUGUAUGAGCAUGCAAGUGGAGUUUUUUCAAAUUUGCUGAAGAAUUUGCAGGAAAUGAAAAAAAAUUCACAUGCUGGAACUUCUGAAGAGGUAUUAUGCUCUAAUCAUGAACAAGAUUAUCCAAAUGUAGUUGGAGUAAAGUCAAAAGCUACGGUUGGACGACCUAAAGGAAGAAUGAAAGGUGCAUUAGAGCGAGGAAAAAGUCACAAGGUUCAAUCAAAAUUACAGGGUAAGAAGCUCAAAGCUAGUUCUUCUCAACAAGGUGGAAGUAGUACUGAAGUGCUAGAACAAAAUAAUCAG